UAACGCUUGCGCUUUUCGUGCCAUAAUUUUUGUUUAGGGCUGAUAGUGCUGCGCCACUAGCUUUGCUCAGACAGUGUCGAAGUUUGACAAGACCGACCAAUCCUCUUUUAUUGUUGGCUGUGAGUUAAAUUGCGAUGACUGACCCACCCUAUAACCCGACCACCACUCCUGUUAUGGAUUCGAAAGCGAACAAAUUUGGACAUUUGGACAUUUGGGGAUUUAUUUUGAAAUUCGUAGAAGUGCUCCUGUCAUUUGUAGCCUUUGUCCUGGAGGAGGUGGUGGCCACAUGUAAUUCUUGUGGCGUCCUCUACUUCUUUGAGUUUGUCAGCUGCACGGCCUUCCUCUUUACCUUGCUCCUCUUCAUCCUCUUGGCCUCCCCACUGCACAAGAAAGUGGGCAUCGGCAGCUGGGAUCGCCUGGACUUUGGAUAUACGCUUCUGAUCUCCCUCCUCUUCAUACUUGCCUCGAUUCUCUUCCUCGCCGACAACAGUGGGUCUGAUUUGGAGACGGGGGCAGGAGUGUUUGGCCUCAUCUCCGCUCUCGUGUUCUUGGCCAAUGUGGCCUACCUUUUGUUGAAGAGACGAGAUAAAAUCUUUAAGACAACUGACAAGACCCCCAGCACACCACCUGCACAAGUCACAAAUCCAGAAGAAGAGAAACUCCGCAAUGGUGAGAAUGCGUGAUGGACACCUGCGGUCACAUUCUGUCAUCUUAAGAAAGACUUGAAAUUGCUUCAGUGGUGACGAACAUUGUGUCUGGAAAUUUUAAAUUUAGUUUAGAUUUUAGACCUCAAAUUGUUUUAAAGAAGCAAGAAAAGAAAAUAAGAGUGCCAAAGAUCGGAUAUUUUUGUGGCUCAGAGUUAAUUUAUAAAUUAAGACAAAAAACAUGUCCGGCAUUAAAAAUGCAGAUUUUUUAAUAUAUAUAUAUACACAGUAUAUAAAUAUAACAAUUCGUGUUCCCCAGUAUUUUGGAGUUUCUUUGCAUCCCACUGCAUUUUAGCUGUUUAGUUUUGGUCAGGGCAGAAAGACAAAAAUAAAUGCUAUCAAAGUAUCUGAAACUGAUGCAUAAAUUACCCAAUAUCAUACAGUGCAUAUAACAUUGACUAGAUUUAUUUUAUUUUAUUUUAUUUUAUUUUAUUUUAUUUUAUUUUAUUUUAUUUUAUUUUAUUUUAUUUUAUUUUAUUUGUAAAAGGUGAAUUAUUUUCAGUCUUGCUCUUGAAAUGUAUCAUAUCUGUAUUUUUCACUUAACAUUAGAGGAAAUUAUUUUAGCAUGGAGCACUUGACAUUUCUACCUAAGAUUAUGAGAUUCCAUUCAGUGCACUGCAAGUUGGUAAAUUAGAUCAUUGCUAACGUAUUCCACAAGGGGGCAGUGUAGUAACAUCAUCUAGGGAAAGUUGGAACAGAAGGACAUCUGUUGACAGGAAACCUGUUGACCGGAAAAUACUAUUGAAUUUUUAUUUGAAAGAUAAAAUUAGCAAUUUUGCCUGAUUUGACAGCCGUUCAGUUACCUGUGUUCAAAUUGCCUUAGAAAUAUAUGCAAAUAUUUGAGAUAUUUUGAAGCAGGAUUGUACAUCAAUGAUGUAAAGCAAUUGUCGUUGGCAAAUUACUUGGUGUACCUUUUUUAUAUUGUUUUUCUUUUUCAUUCAUUGUUAUUAGUUGAUAUUAGUGCCUUUGUUAUUUUUUGUGUCAUAUCUGUACAUGGAAGUGUCUUUGUGUGCCUUAUUGUAAGUAUAUUGCUCGUCGUGUUUCAAAGAUCAAUAAUAUACAGUAAGUUUUCGGGCCCAGUUGUUCCAAAAUAGAUUAUGAUGAACUGGAUGGGAAAAGGAUUCAGAUUGCAUUCUACAACACUGCAAAAAAGUUGCCCGAGGCAAUGUACAGUACAUACUUUUUUGUACAUACUUUUUUUGUGUCAUGGAAACAGUGUGUUGGAUUUGCUGAACUGCACUAACAGAAGUUUAGAUCCAUUGUGCGUUAAGCGUUAUGGCAGGAAGGGUUUUGUGAUUCCUGGAAUGGAAAAUGGACUGCAAGCAUAGUGGGAUGUUCACUAUCCUUAUCCCAUAGGUGUCCUUUCAUCAGUAUAUGUGUAUGGCAAUCUGUUCAACAUUGUUUUAAAUGAAUUCCAUCCAAUUAACAUCCAUUCCAUUGCCAACUGACACGGUUUCAUUAAAGCCGUUUUAUAAAGCCGAAGGUUGAGCCUUCUAGAGCAAUGGCACAGGCAUGAUUGCAAUGGAAUACUCCCUUUUAAAGCUACACAAUGUAGUUCUUUUACCUUAAAGUAAUGACUAGUAAAACACAUUUUGAUCAUGCGUGUUGAUUGAUGCCCAAAUUGAUGCAGAAUUGUGUUUCUGUCUAAACCAAUGCACACCUGGAACACUUGGAAGCACUAUGUAGCUUGGUUCUGACUAGAAACAUUACACUUUUCACCGAUCUUUACCAGGGUACCAGUUUGGCACUAAAUGGAUACCCAAUACAUUGAAAAGUGAGCGAAAGUGGCAUUCCUACGUUGUGUUACUUUAACAGGCGGAAACCUAAGGGAGGUCGGGGGCACAGGGAAUCAGUUGUGUCAACGAAUCCAUCAGAGAGAUCUUUGUAUGCUUGCAAUAUUACCUUUUCUAUUGUAUCAGGUAUACUCAGUAAAUUCCUCUUUUUUUAAAUAAAUUCAUUAAUUUUGAUAUGAAGUGCAAACUUUGCAUCAUCUUUGUCAUUACAUCAAGAUUAAACCACCCACAUUUUCA
This is a messenger RNA of Sardina pilchardus (European sardine), 2734 nucleotides long. It is a transcript of the gene cmtm6, whose product is annotated as CKLF-like MARVEL transmembrane domain containing 6. The record is from RefSeq and is a predicted model, not a curated record. Bases 135 to 683 code for a protein of 182 amino acids. The transcript has 5 exons. Gene Ontology annotation, cellular component: membrane. NCBI's taxonomy places the organism in Eukaryota, Metazoa, Chordata, Actinopteri, Clupeiformes, Clupeidae.